Messenger RNA from Etheostoma spectabile (orangethroat darter), 1696 nucleotides. RefSeq names its product SH2 domain-containing protein 4A. The transcript has 6 exons. The record is from RefSeq and is a predicted model, not a curated record. Lineage: Eukaryota; Metazoa; Chordata; Actinopteri; Perciformes; Percidae. Bases 516 to 1298 code for a protein of 260 amino acids. Gene Ontology annotation, cellular component: cytoplasm.
CACUAUAAUGGGAUAAGAGAAGGUGAGUAGGAAGGAGGAAGGAGGAGGGAACAAGAUAAAUGCAGUGAUGUCAGUCCGUCCCACUCCUAUUCAGUACAUAUGCAGCACAGCAGAGCUGAGCCUGCAUACCACUUCUGCUGACGACUGCUCUGAUCCCACACAAACACACACACUCAUCACACCACACUCACACAGGGGCUGGAACUCAGAGCGGUGCUGGGAGAUGCAACCGGCUGGCAGCCGCUGACAACCUUCAGUCCAUCCGGACACACUGUGUCUUUCCCUCCAGAGAAGCCAACACAGUCCUACACCACAGGAAGAGCACUUGACAAAGGACACUAAAGUGACCUCCAGCAGCUAAACCACCUGAUCCCCCAUCCUUCAAAGAAAAGGGAACCUGACUCUGGAAGAGGAAAAAGGAGCGAUCAUACCCCACCACUGAAACACGACCCACUGGAAGAAGGAGAGACAGAGGGGCUGACGGCCGUCUCCGACACCCGGGGAAAAGAGGCAGGAUGCUGGCUAAGAUCCUCGAGGACAUGUGGGUAGACCCCGAGGUGCUGGAGGCCCUCAGUGAGGACCAGAAGAGGACCCUCUUCCUGAAGAUGAGAGAGGAGCAGGUGCGCCGCUGGACAGAGCGGGAGGAGAGGGAGGAGAGGGAAGGAAGAGACAACAACAACAACAACAAGCCAAAGAAAGCUGAAAACAAGCAUGUGAAGUGGCUGCUGGGUCGGGACGGCGAUGUGAGCGUCCGCGUGAUCGGAGAGGUGGACGAGUUCAGGUCCUCCGAACUCCUCCAGAGCCUCAUGAACAACAGAGUCCACGGGGAUAAUUUGAACUGCGUCCAGUCGGUGGACUCGCUGCCAGGGAAAGAGGCCCAGCAGCUCGACUUGAAGCGAGACAUCCAGCUGUCCCUCGCAGAUGUUAUGAAUGACGCAGCUCCAGCACGCGAGCAGUGGGACGAGGAGGACUCCUGCAGCGCUGAUGGCGAGCCAAAGGACCCCGCCGAGGACAGCGACAGCGAAUCAGGCUCGUACGACCUCGGCGACUGGACUCCUCUCUACAGGCCCCAUUUUAGUAGCCAUGGCAACCAGGCACCGCUCAAAGACAAGCUCCCAGACACAGAGAGGGCCAGCGCACAGGACAGAGAAGAGACAAAGUCCGAGCAUGGGGGCCGCGUGGCGCAGCUCAGGAAGGCCUUCACAGAGGAUCCUCACAGCGCUCGUGUCCACAACAAACCUGCAAUACCUGCCAAACCUGCUCACCUACAGAAAAGAAGCACGCCGCUGGUCCAUUAAGACAUGUCCAGCCUGCUACUAGAGGACACUGGGACCCCGCACAGAGACACAGCCCCGCUGUGCUUAUUGGAUCGAGCCCUGGCUCAGGUAUAGACACUGAUGGACAUACACUGGAGGAAAUCCUUACUUGAACCCUGAGAUUGAACAGAACUGAGAUGUUAGGACUCGUUUCAUGGACCGAAAGUACAGACAGAGAAACGUCAGGGGAGGGGGGGGAAGGAGUGGACAGGUGGGGGGGUGCUUGGGGUCGGAGUGAGAGGAAAAACUUGAAAACUGUUCAAAUGGAGUCAACCUGAAUGGUAAAAACCAAGUGUUUUGCCGAGUUGCUCACAUGGUUUGUGUGAUUGACAUGGCGGACGCAGAGAGACGCGUCCAACUGAUUAUUGACCCUAAGGUGG